AUGGCAUUCUCCUACAAUGUCGAUACCGUAGGUUCGUUUCCCCAGGAGCAAAUCCUCGGCAUUGGGAGAACCGGCUUGGUCGUCCGUCGACAGCAAACUGCCAUCAAGCUACCUCUCAGAUGGAGCACAAGCAGCGACGAUGAAGUUGAAGCGAAUAUUGAGUUCCUUCAACACGAGCAAUCCAUAUAUAGGCGACUAGGAAAAUGCGACCAUGUUGUUCCUGCCCUAAGUUUCUCCGACAUAGCCACCGCACUUCUUCUAAUGGAAAAUGGCAAUGGUGCGUUGCGUCAUGGCUCAGACCGAUGGCCCAGCUACUGCCAUACAACUACCCUGGCAGUAACUGUCAUUGGAAUUGCAGUUUACGCUUGGAGUCGGAGGCAUAAUCAAGUGACUGGAUUCAAUUCUGACACACCUUCUAAACUCUGGAUACUCGGGCAAUAA
Messenger RNA from Aspergillus bombycis, 441 nucleotides. RefSeq lists its product as uncharacterized. Bases 1 to 441 code for a protein of 146 amino acids. The transcript has a single exon. NCBI's taxonomy places the organism in Eukaryota, Fungi, Ascomycota, Eurotiomycetes, Eurotiales, Aspergillaceae. The record is from RefSeq and is a predicted model, not a curated record.